Messenger RNA from Heteronotia binoei (common prickly gecko), 6163 nucleotides. It is a transcript of the gene IGFN1, whose product is annotated as immunoglobulin like and fibronectin type III domain containing 1. Gene Ontology annotation, molecular function: protein binding. The record is from RefSeq and is a predicted model, not a curated record. The transcript has 26 exons. The coding region runs from base 246 to 6098 and encodes 1950 amino acids. NCBI's taxonomy places the organism in Eukaryota, Metazoa, Chordata, Lepidosauria, Squamata, Gekkonidae.
AUGAAAGGGAGAGGGCGAGAGAGAGAGAGAUUAAGAGAGCAAGAGGGAGAAAGUGAGACGGAAUGAGAAGAGAAGAGCGGGAGGCUCUCGAUGACCUAGUUCCAAGCAGUGUAGUAGCUGAGUAUUGACUACAAUAUAGACCCUGGUGAGAAGCAGUUAAGAGAACGGGAGGAGGCAGGAGUCCCAAACAAACAGGUGGAGUUAUCAGAUAGUGCUCCUGAGUUGCACUUGUCUACAGAAGAGCCAUGGCAGGUCAGAGAGGAGUUAAAUCUGUGAGGAAGUCUACUGUUCCCGGGGUAACGAUCACACAAUUUGUUGAGGAUAUUCCUAAAGGGUGCAGCACUCCGGACUUCGAACGGAAGCCAGUUACCUUAACUCUACAGGAAGGUAAAAAUGCCAUUUUCCGAGCAGUGGUCAAGGGGGAACCAAAACCCGAGGUAGUGUGGAAACGCAAUAAUAAUGACAUUGAUGACCCCCAAAAAUAUCAAAUAAAUUUCAAUCCGGCAACAAAUGAGUUCAUCUUGCAGAUAACCAAAAUAACUUCAGAUGAUGCCGAUUUAUACCGUUGCACUGCUAUGAAUGAGUAUGGGGAAGCCACAUGCACUGCUGGCCUCAAGAUUAUACAGGUUGGCUUUAAGAAGAAAACAAAGGAGGCCCCUUCUGCACGGCAGGAAGACUUGAAGAAAGAGAUUCAGGACUUCAGAAAAACGCUAAAGAAACGAGCACCUUCGGCUCUUCCUAAGAAGGAAAUUGAUAUGGAACAAGCCUGGCAAUUGUUGCUUAAUGCAGAUAAGAAAGAUUAUGAGAAAAUCUGCUUGAAGUAUGGUAUUGUAGACUUCCGUGGGAUGCUGAGAAGGCUUCAGGAGAUGAAGAAGGAAAGAGAAGACAAGCAAGCCCAGUAUAUCUCCAGUAUCACAAACCUGAAGCAUGUCAGAGUCAAUGAGGAGAAAGGAAAUGCUUCAUUUGAUCUAGAGAUGGAACUGAAAAAUCCAGAAAGCAGAAUUUACCUGUACAAGGAUGGCCAGAUGAUCCAAUUUGGAUUUGAUAGUGACAAUGUGAAGCACUGCCUUAGGAAGGUUGGUAAAAAGUACAAUUUCAUCAUCAACAAUCUGCAGCCAGAAGAUGCUGGUGUAUACCAGAUCAAAGUGGAGGAUGCUGAUGUCUUUUCAACUGAGCUGGAACCGGAAACCAUUCCAAUGACUUUCCGCUAUCCACUGGGUGAAGUCAGGUGCCACGAGCAAGGAAAUGCCGUCUUUCAAUGUACCCUCUACGACUCCUGCUUCGAUGCUGUGUGGUUGCACAAAAACUGCCGCCUACAGCCAAGCGAGAAAUAUGAUAUUUCUAUCUCAGAUGAUGGCUUGAUUCACCGUCUGGUCAUUAAAAAUACAGAGCUUUCUGACAAAGGAACUUACACUAUUGACACGGGAAGCCGCUCUUCAAGUGCCUGGCUUGAGGUUGAAUCUGCCAAAGGAAAAAGAAAACAGACUGAAGGAGACAGUGAUACUAGGGCUGGAUGGAAGGGCAAGCUUGUAGAAGAUGGUGCUAAAAAACUUCGUCAAGGAGAAGGACAUGAAGAUCAAGAUUCCCUUUCAGGCAUCAACAUGGGCAAAGAUGGCCUGUAUAGAGAUGGCAGUGGAGAAGUUCAUGGUUCUUUGGGAAAAGAUGGAUCUCUGGGAAGAGAAGGGGAUAUGGGACAAUUUUCUGGAGCAAGAGGAGCUAUGGCAGAGGGGAAUGAGUUUUCUAGAUUUGCAGGGAAUAGUAGUAGCCUUACGGGACUGGAUCAGAACACUAUGCUAGGUGUAAGUGGUGUUAGUGGAGGUCCAGGUGGUUUGGCUGGCAUGGGAGCAUUUAAUGGUAAGGAUGCUAUGCUGGGUGGUAUGUCUUCUGGUGCUGGAUUUGGAAGUGUAGGUGGAUUACAUGCUGUAAAGGGACAAGGUUCCAUGCUGCAUGGAGAUGGUAUUGGUGGUUUGAGAGCAGGAACAGGAGAGCUAGAAGGGUUUUACGACACGAAGGGAGUACUUGGUGGGUCUGCAGCCAUGCUUGAUGGUGCUGGAAGUCUUUAUGAUAAGGAUAGUAUGCAAUUGGGUGGUGGUAUGCUUGCUGGAAGUGGAGGCCCGGCAGCCAAAGGCGGACUCUAUGGAGAAAGUGGUAUGUUAAAUGGGGUUGGUAUCACCAAAGAUAGUGCAGGGAGUGGAAUCUAUGGCAGAGAUAGUACACUAGAUGGUGUUAGUGCUGGUAGGUUUGGAGCUGGGAAUGAGGGUGUAGGAGAACACUAUGGAAAAGAUAUGUUAGCUGGAGGAAGUGCUGGUGGGCCUGGAGGUACUGGGGAUGUAGGAGGACUCUAUGGCAAGGAUGGUGUGCUCACAGGAAUAGGAAGUGUUGGACCAGGAGCUGCUAGUGGUAUUGUUGGCCUGUCUGGCAAAGAUGGUAUGCUAGCUGGAGCAAGUGCUGGUGGACUUGGUGGUGGUGGAGGCAUAGGUGGAGUCUAUGGCAAAGAUGGUAUGCUAGCUGGAGCAGGUACUGGUGGAUUUGGUGGUGGUGGAGGCAUAGGUGGAGUCUAUGGCAAAGAUGGUACGCUAGCUGGAGCAGGUGCUGGUGGACUUGGUGGUGGUGGAGGCAUAGGUGGAGUCUAUGGCAAAGAUGGUAGGCUAGUUGGAGCAGGUGGUGGUGGAGGCAUAGGUGGAGUCUAUGGCAAAGAUGGUAUGCUAGCUGGAGCAGGUGCUGGUGGACUUGGUGGUGGAGGAGGCAUAGGUGGAGUCUAUGGCAAAGAUGGUAUGCUAGCUGGAGCAGGUGCUGGUGGACCUGGUGGUGCUGGAGGCAUAGCUGGUCUCAGUGACCAAGAUGGUAUGCUAGCUGGAUCUCAUGGUGUUGGUGGUGUAGCUGGACUAUAUGGAAAAAAUGGUAUGCUAGCUGGAACAGGUGCUGGAGGACUUGGUGGCUCUGGAGGCAUAGCUGGGCUCUAUGGGAAGGAUGGUAUGCCUGCUGGAAAUGGAGCUGGUGGACCAGGAGGUGCAGGAGGUAUAAGUGGACUCUGUGGCAAAGAUAGUAUGCUAAUUGGAGCAGGUGUCAGUGGACUUGGUGGUUCUGGAGGCAUAGAUGGACUUCAUGGUAAAGAUGGUGUCCUAGCUGGUGGGAGACUUGGUGGUGCUGGAGCUGGGAUUUAUGGAAAGGAUGGUAUGCCUCAAGUUGGUGUUGGUGGAUAUGGUGUUGCUGGGGAUAUGGGUGGAUUGAAUGACAAGAAUGGUAUGCCAGCUGGAGCAGGUUUUGGUGGUGCUGGUAGUGCAGGUGGACUGUAUGGCAAAGAUGGUAGGGCUGCUGGAGCUGGUGUUGCUGGGCUUGGUGAAGGAGUGAUAGGUGGUCCCUAUGGGAGAUUAGGUGGUGGUGGUACAGGGGUCAGAGGCAUUGAUGGGUCACAGUCAGGUGUUCCUGGUGAAGAGUUCCUGAAUUACGAUCAGUGGUCUGGUUUUUAUGAUGGUGGAGUCCAAACUGGUGACAGAAGACGACAGCUGUCUGAAGCUGAUGCCAGUGGACUUAUUUCAGUUGAUAUCUCAAGAACCAGAGACAGGAAAGGAAGAGGAGGGAUUCUGCUUGAAGAGGAUAUGAGAGUAUAUUAUAAAUGCCUUUUCAAAAUGGGCUGUUUUAUCUUUUUUGGCUGUUCAGAACCACGUUAUCGUUUUACACAAGGUUUAUUUGAUGUUCAUGCCCAGAAAGGAAAAUCAACUGUCUUAUCAUGCAGCCUCAACAAUGACCAGCUUGAGGGAACCUGGUUUAAAGAUGGCUUCAAGGUAACAGGACUCGAGGGCUUCUCUGUUGAGAAAGAUGGUGCAGUUCAUAAACUGAUAAUAGAUGAAGUACAAGAAGGCCAUUCUGGAAAAUAUAAAUUUGAAACUGAAGGCAUCCACACAGAGGCAUCUCUUUUUGUUGAAGAUCCUCCAAAUGUUGAUGCUGCUGUCCUGGAAAAACUGAAGAAAGAGUCUGUUGUGGUUAAGGCAGGAAAGAAUGCCAUGGUCAAGAUACCAUUUGAAGGCAAAAAGCCAAUCAGGGCUACUUGGCUAAAGGAUGACGGUGAACUUCUUGAUGAUGCUAGGAUCCUCAUUGACCAUUCAGAUAACUUCACCCGACUUUCCAUAUCCAGCACCAACCGAAAGGACUGUGGGGAAUAUAAAGUGAAGCUGAAGAAUGACAGUGGAAGCUUGGAAGCGUCUCUUAAGCUUGUAGUGAUUGAUAAGCCACAGCCACCUGUGGGUCCAAUAGAAGUUGUUGACACAUCCACAAGUGGCAUAACUAUUCAGUGGAAGCCCCCUAAAGAUGAUGGGGGUAAGCCGAUACAGAAGUAUAUCAUUGAGAGGCAGCAGGCUGGCAGAAAGACCUGGCUGACAUUGGGUGAUACCAAUGGGAGCAGCACUAUUUUCACCACCAACAAAGUGGAACAUGACAAAAGCUAUGUCUUCAAAGUGAAAGCGGUGAAUGCUGAGGGAACCAGUGAGGCACUUGAAUCUGAGGAGGUGAUGGCUGCUACCAAAGUUUUUCCUGGCCCUCCUGCUCCUCCUAAAAUUGUCAGUGCCAACAAGGGUGCCAUCACACUCACCUGGACACCACCACAUAAAACAGGCAACUCCCGGAUCACAGGCUACACAGUUGAGAAAUGCAAAAAGGGUAGCAACACGUGGACACCUGUCAGUGACUUGCCCAUCACAGACAAGAAGUACACAGUGACUGAUCUGAAGGAAGGCCUGCAGUAUGAAUUCCGUGUGGCUGCUAUCAAUGCUGCAGGGGUGGGUGAGGCCAGCGCACCCUCAGAAGUUGUUUUUGCUCGGGAUCCCAUGAAACCUCCGGGUCCAGUGAGGGAUCUUAAAGUGGUCAGUACUGACUAUACCAGCAUCUCUUUGUCAUGGAAGAAAUCAGAAUCAGAGGAAGAAAGUAAUGCAAAAGGGUAUAUUGUAGAAAUGCGACACUCUGAUGUUCUGAAAUGGACCCAGUGUAAUGCACUCCCAAUAGCAACGAUUAGCUAUACAGUGAGAGGACUAAAACCCAAGGAAAUGUAUUUCCUGCGUGUGAGAGCAAUCAACGAUGGAGGUUCUAGUGAUCCUGUUGAAUUAGACACUUGCAUCCAAGCUGUACCUCCCUCUGUUCACCCCAAACUUCUAAUAAAUGACAAUGUGAAAAGCUUCAUGAUUGUCAAAGCUGGGGAUACCAUUCGUGUGCGCAUUCCCUUUGAAGCUUCCCCAACUCCUGAAGCAAUUUGGCUGAGGGAUGGGUUUUCUCUGCCACACAAAGCCACAACUGCUACCAGAGAAGGUCUGACCCAAGUCAUAAUACCAGGAGCUGAGUAUUCUGACAGUGGCCUUUAUACCAUAACCCUCCAAACGGAGCGUGGAAAGAAAGAGACUUUCAGCUUCCUUGUCCAAGUCAUAGAUAUCCCAGAAUCCCCUGGUCCUAUUCAGUUGGUUGAGAACGUCCCUGAGACUGUGACUUUAGUUUGGGAGCCUUCACCAACAGAGAAAAGAGAAAAUACACUCUAUUACAUGGUCAUGAAACGCGAUGCCUGCAAGGGAUCAUGGGAACUGGUGUCUGAUCUGAUUUACACAAACAAGUGCACCGUCUCCAAUUUUGUCCCAGGCCGAGAAUAUUUCUUUAGGGUUCUGGCAAAAAACUGCAUGGGAAUCAGUGAGCCUUCUGAAACAGUACAGCCUUGGAUUGUUCACAAAGCAAAGGGUAAAUUUGAGGUCAGGCUUCCAAGAUAUAAGGGGGUCAACCAAUGCCAGCCUCCACGAUUUCUUGUCCCACUGAAACCGCACAUUGUGACUUUAGGAUUUGAUUGUUAUAUGAGCUGUGCAGUGACCGGAUAUCCAGUACCACAGGUAACUUGGUACAAGGAUGGCAAGAACCUCUCCCAAGAUCCUUCCUUCUUCACCAAAAAUGAUUUUGGGGUCUGCUCCCUCAUGAUCCCAGGAGUCACACCAUCAGAUGAAGGAGAAUACAGAGUGGUUGCCAACAAUGCUCUAGGCCAGGCAGUCAGCAAAGCCUUUGUCACCAUAAAAGAUUUGCACGGCCAGCUGUAUGAUAAUGCUUUUGCGCAAGAUGGACGCAGUAACUGAAAGAUGCCUAUUUAUGGUUAUCAGCAUUUGUAGAAAAACAGCCUUAAGACUACUUGGUUUUGUGG